GCGCAAGUGUGGAUGUGAAAAUAGAUUUGUAUGGGACUCGACUGAUUGAACUAUGUAAAGCUCAAUAAAUGGUAAUAAUGAACGGCCGAUGUGGCCUCGACAACAAGAUAGGAAAAUCAACAACCAGAGACAUUUCCGUAAUUGAUUAUGUAAUUGUUACCGCAUCUUUACUGUGCGAGAUAAAUGAAUUUAAAGUGUGUGAUUUUAAUGGAAUAAUUUCGGACAUACAUUGUGGAAUUGACUUUAACAUCUCAGCCCCAAUACAGCACAAACCCUCUGAUUCACAACCUGGAAUUAAUGAACCGGCAAAUCUACAAAAAAGACCAAAAAGAUGGGAAAGUAAUCAAUCCACUUAUUUUUGUGAAAACAUUGAGGAUUCAAUGGUCGAUACUAUUACUGAAAAGC
Owenia fusiformis is the source of this 405-nucleotide messenger RNA. The record is from the annotation of a GenBank genome assembly. Lineage: Eukaryota; Metazoa; Annelida; Polychaeta; Sabellida; Oweniidae.